UCAGGUAUUCAACAGAGAAAUUUCUCAGCCUCCUACUUCUGCUUUUGAAAGCCAUAAAACAGCGAGGGAGAAACUGGCAGACAGCAAACCUCUUCGAGGCACAAGGCACAACAGGCUGCUCUGGGAUUCUCUUCAGCCAGUCUUCAUUGCUCAAGUGUCUGAAGCAGCCAUGGCAGAAGUACCUGAACUCGCCAGUGAAAUGAUGGCUUACUACAGUGGCAACGAGGAUGACUUGUUCUUUGAAGUCGAUGGCCCUAAACAGAUGAAGUGCUCCUUCCAGGACCUGGACCUUUGCCCUCUGGAUGGCGGCAUCCAGCUACGAAUCUCCCACCAGCACUACAGCAAGGGCUUCAAGCAGGCCGUUUCAGUUGUUGUGGCCAUGGACAAGCUGAGGAAGAUGCUGGUUCCCUGCCCACAGAACUUCCAGGACAAUGACCUGAGCACCUUCUUUCCCUUCAUCUUUGAAGAAGAACCUAUCUUCGACACAUGGGAUAACGAGGCUUAUGUGCACGAUGCACCUGUACGAUCACUGAACUGCACACUCCGGGACGCACAGCAAAAAAGCUUGGUGAUGUCUGGUCCAUAUGAACUGAAAGCUCUCCACCUCCAGGGACAGGAUAUGGAGCAACAAGUGGUGUUCUCCAUGUCCUUUGUACAAGGAGAAGAAAGUAAUGACAAAAUACCUGUGGCCUUGGGCCUCAAGGAAAAGAAUCUGUACCUGUCCUGCGUGUUGAAAGAUGAUAAGCCCACUCUACAGCUGGAGAGUGUAGAUCCCAAAAAUUACCCAAAGAAGAAGAUGGAAAAGCGAUUUGUCUUCAACAAGAUAGAAAUAAAUAACAAGCUGGAAUUUGAGUCUGCCCAGUUCCCCAACUGGUACAUCAGCACCUCUCAAGCAGAAAACAUGCCCGUCUUCCUGGGAGGGACCAAAGGCGGCCAGGAUAUAACUGACUUCACCAUGCAAUUUGUGUCUUCCUAAAGAGAGCUGUACCCAGAGGGUCCUGUGCUGAAUGUGGACUCAAUCCCUAGGGCUGGCAGAAAGGGAACAGAAAGGUUUUUGAGUAUGGCUAUAGCCUGGACUUUCCUAUUGUCUACACCAAUGCCCAACUGCCUGCCUUAGGGUAGUGCUAAGAGGAUCUCCUGUCCAUCAGCCAGGACAGUCAGCUCUCUCCUUUCGGGGCCAAUCCUCAGCCUUUUUGUUGAGCCAGGCCUCUCUCACCUCUCCUACUCACUUAAAGCCCGCCUGACAGAAACCACGGCCACAUUUAGUUCUAAGAAACCCUCUGUCGUUCGCUCCCACAUUCUGAUGAGCAACCGCUUCCCUAUUUAUUUAUUUAUUUGUUUGUUUGUUUUAUUGAUUGGUCUAAUUUAUUCAAGGGGGGCAAGAAGUAGCAGUGUCUGUAAAAGAGCCUAGUUUUUAAUAGCUAUGGAAUCAAUUCAAUUUGGACUGGUGUGCUCUCUUUAAAUCAAGUCCUUUAAUUAAAACUGAAAAUAUAUAAGCUCAGAUUAUUUAAAUGGGAAUAUUUAUAAAUGAGCAAAUAUCAUACUGUUCAAUGGUUCUGAAAUAAACUUCACUGAAAAAAAAAAAAAAAAAA
Messenger RNA from Pongo pygmaeus (Bornean orangutan), 1592 nucleotides. It is a transcript of the gene IL1B, whose product is annotated as interleukin 1 beta. Gene Ontology annotation, biological process: regulation of nitric-oxide synthase activity; positive regulation of gene expression; cytokine-mediated signaling pathway. Gene Ontology annotation, molecular function: interleukin-1 receptor binding; cytokine activity. The transcript has 7 exons. NCBI's taxonomy places the organism in Eukaryota, Metazoa, Chordata, Mammalia, Primates, Hominidae. Bases 170 to 976 code for a protein of 268 amino acids. The record is from RefSeq and is a predicted model, not a curated record.